Meriones unguiculatus (Mongolian gerbil) is the source of this 1183-nucleotide messenger RNA. RefSeq names its product DnaJ heat shock protein family (Hsp40) member C12 (gene Dnajc12). NCBI's taxonomy places the organism in Eukaryota, Metazoa, Chordata, Mammalia, Rodentia, Muridae. The record is from RefSeq and is a predicted model, not a curated record. Bases 105 to 701 code for a protein of 198 amino acids. The transcript is spliced from 5 exons. Gene Ontology annotation, cellular component: cytoplasm.
GCCGGGGCGGGCGGGGAAAGCGCUGCUGAGAUGAAAAGGGCUUUGCCGUUGCCCGGAGCUCGCGGAGCCUGUGGCGCCGGAGCGGGCUGACCCACGCGCUGUAAAUGGACGCGAUCCUCAACUACAGGCCGCAGGGCGGCGAGGACUACUACGCCUUACUGGGAUGCGAUGAGCUCUCCUCGGUUGAGCAAAUCUUGGCAGAAUUUAAGGUCAGAGCUCUGGAAUGUCACCCUGACAAGCAUCCUGAAAACUCCAAAGCUGUGGAGACUUUUCAGAAACUGCAGAGGGCAAAGGAGAUUCUAACCAAUGCGGAGAGCAGAGCCCGCUAUGACCAUUGGCGAAGGAGCCAGAUGUCGAUGCCAUUCGAGCAGUGGGAAGCCUUGUCCGACUCAGUGAAAACUUCAAUGCACUGGGCUGUGAGAAGUAAGAAAGACUUGAUGCUGGAAGGCACUGGCCAGACUUACACCAACACGGUUCAAAACCAGGAACCGAACGAACAAAGAGAAACGAAGAAAGGGGACGCAGAUUCAACCCCCGAGAGAAUUGUGCAAAAGGAAUCUGGGUCCCCAGCGAAGGGCUUCGCCCCCGCAAACCCAGGCUUUCCAGGUCUCUCCGAUUUGGACUGUGGCCACCUUCGCUCCUGCUGGUCUGGCGACGCUCCCUCGGAGCUCCUGAGGAAGUUCAGAAACUAUGAAAUCUGAGGUGCCACCGCUCUCUGACAGAGGACGAGGCCUUCUUGUGUACCGCCAAAGUGUACCUUUGUUCAUGUCUUGCUCACUUCAGUCAAGUCCUCCAUCCUUCAAUGCAUCCUCACGAUGUGCUCUGUGUUAUUUUGUGCAGGGGAUUGAACGGGGGACCUCCCGGACACUCUGCACCACUGAUGCUUACCUCCUCUCGCUCAACCAUGUUGUUAGAUGAGAAAAGUGUUGUAAGUCUAGUUUAUUUCAACAUUUUUGAGUACAUUAAAGAUCUUAGAUACAAGUAGUUUAUAUCCUAUGUGUUCUCCUGUUAAUGUUAUUUGUAGAUAAACUGUUAAAAAAAACCAUUCCCUGUGGGUGUGCCCUGAUCUUUUGUUGUGCUAGAGAUACCAAAAUGUCUUCUGGAUUUUGGUUUAAAAUGGUAUGUAGAAUUACUUGGCUGAAUCUCAUAGAGUGAAAUAAAUGAUUUUCCCAAAGUUCAUAAA